AAAUGUUUGCACAUUUUAUCGACUGCUUUUUUAGCUGAUGCCGAUCAUUUCAACCUUCACUUUCCCUCCGACAACACUUCCAACUUUGUUGUUUUUGAUGGAAAUAUCAACCCACUGGAAACAUUCACACUUUGUUUGUGGCUGCAGACCUCAGAAAAAGGCAACUUGACUCUUUUUUCGUACGGAUCAGCAACUUAUUUUCAGUGUAGUGAAACUGGAAAAUGCGUCUUGGUAACUAAAGGAAAAGAGAGAGCAUUCUACAUUGUACCAAUCAACGACGGUCACUGGCAUCACUUAUGCCUGAGUAAGCAAUACCCGAAAGACAGCCUCAACUUAUUCGUGGACAGUCUGAAAGGGCUUCCCGACAAUAAGGCAGCUAAUCUCGUAAGAUUGUUUGAAGGAAGGGAGCAGCUUAUUCUUGGGCAGAGGGCGUUGCCCAAUCAACGUUUGAAUGGUUCAUUUCAAGGAAAAAUUUCGCAUUUUAACAUUUGGAGUCGUUGGAUAAAUAUUUCAAGGGAAUUUAUGUCAUACACUCACAACUGCAGCAGUAGAGGCUUUGGGGACCAUGUAGACUGGCGGUUACUAGGAUUGCAGAGUGGUCUGCGCGGAGACGUACGAAUAUGUCCUUCUAACGCCACAUAUUUAGAUUCCACUGAGUUGUAUAGUGUCAACUUCGGGAAAAAACGUCGAGAAGAUUUGUUAAAUGUCACAGCUAUCAUUCCUCAAGAACUAAUCAAGUUUACCAUGUGUUUGUGGAUUUACGCGCCAAAAAUGGAAAAGGCAGGCGCCAUGAUUUCACUCUUAAAAAAUGACACCUUCUCCUACUUUGGAUUGAAAUUUAAAGGUUACAGAGGAAUGUUCAAUAUGAAUGAGAAAACUGUCAGCUGGUUAAAUUUUCCGCUUCUAGAUAAACGAUCACAUUUUUUCUGCUCCCUUUGGGAUUCCACAACGGGACAUUUUGAAGUUAUGGUGGAUGGUAAAGUGGCCAGCAUUGAUGAGCUGCAACGCGUUUACUCCUUCCCAGCACAAACCAAAUUGGUUUUAGGAAGAGCUUUCGGUCAAUCUGCACUAGCUGGUUACGUGGGUGGUCUUAAUAUCUGGGGAACUAUCUUGGAGAAACGUACCAUUGUCGCCUUAUACCGAGGAAAUGGCAGAGAGAGCGGAAACGUCUUUUCCUGGUUUGCUCUUAAGGAUGAUAUUCCAGGAGCGCUUUUACCUCUGAAGGAAGCUAUUAAUUCAGAAGACGUCCAUAAAGAGGAAGAAAGUGACUUCACUCUUCACUUUCCGACCCGUUCGACAAAAAAUGUUGCCAACACCAGCUUUUCGGUCAAAGACACUGUGAAGAGGUUCACAGCAUGUGCAUGGUAUAAGACGGAAGAAAAGGGAACUCUCUUUCAAUACGUCCCGUACAAUAAAGACUCCAUCAAUGACAGUUUUCUUCUCGCGGUAUCUUCAGAUGGCAAUCUGGAUUUCAGAUACGAUGAGGACAAAGGGAACACAACAAGUCUGCGACUAACAGACAACCAAUGGCAUCACGUUUGUUUCACAUGGCGCAGAUUAGCUGUUAGUGUAAAUAUUUAUAGUGAUGGAGAACUUUCUGCUGUGAUGAAUUUGAAAACAGACCGCAUUUUAAAUAUUUCUGGGAACUUCAUUAUCGGACAGGGUUUCGAUGAUUCUAAAAGCAAUUUUGUCCUGGAAAAAUCGUUUGUAGGGAAAAUCACAGGUGUCAACUUCUGGGAUAUUCUUUUGGAUUUUAACACUAUAGUGACCCUGUCACGUGAUUGUCGCUCCAGUUGGGGGACGGAGGUGAGCUGGGGCUCAUUCAGGAAUGGUUUCCACGGAGACGUACAACUGAUCGAAAACUCGGAGUGCUUAGUGCCAGACUAUACAGUUCAGUCUCUUCGGGAUGACAGAUGCAAUGAUAAGCACGCCAUCAAUUCAUACAAUUGCCCUAACGCCAUGAAAGCGCUGUUCGGUCGAGUAAACUCUACUUCCGGGAGACUGUGGCGAUGUUACUCUGAGAGUGCACUGGAGCGAGAUUCCAUCAAUGGCGUCCUAAUCUUUAACCACAGAACUGGGAGACAAGAAUGCAUUGUAGAUGCCCAUGAAGAACUGUUGACCAUAACAUAAGCUAAUAUUUUUCUUUUUGCGUAAUUUUUAAGGCAACGGCAAACGGGAAAAAUGAACUUCGAUGCGUCUUUAUAUCUAUCUGAUAAUGAUGACUAUUUAAGAGGGAAAGUGAGACAGUACGAUCAUUUGAUUGAGACAAGUAGUGUCACGUGACUGAUGGUUUGGUUUGAAAUUUUUGUUCCUUCUUUGUAGAGGGAUCAGAUAUAAAUAUAAUCUCGUAAACCGAAAGUGAUUGGCUGACUGCUGCAAUGCAUAAUUUUAUGAAUCAGAGUUCCUCGGAUGAAAGAUGACAAAGAAGCUAAUACAAAAAAGAAGUGAAAGUGGGGAUUUUCAAAACUUGUGUUCAAAGUAUUGAAGAACAUGGUACACAAAUUUUUAUUCAUGAUGACGCUUUUCACGUUAGUAUUUAUGAAAAUCGUUGCCCUGUUUAAUUUCAACCGACACAAAAACCUUUAUAGCAGUGUAAUAAUAAUGUUGAUAUACGCAUGUAUAGCAUAGACAGCAAAUUGCCUCGAGAGCUGUUCGAGGCAGCCAGUCUGUAGUAGUUAAGAGUUGUGUUUUAUUGCUUGUCCGAUAUUAAAAAUAAAAUUGUUCUGUUCCGAUUUUGGUCUUCUAACUGAAACCGUUUCGGACGGAAGAGUCCAAAAUCCGACAGAACCGACUUAAAUUAAAAAAGAACUAUCCGAAAUCAAACGAAACUCUCCGAAAUCAAACGGAACUCUCCGAAAUCAAACGGAGCUAUCCGAAAUCAGACGUAACUCUCCGAAAUCAAACGAAACUGUCUGAAAUCAGAUGAACCGUCGGACAUCCUACGCAACCGUUCAAAGUUAGCCGGAACCUUCCAAGGAGAAUGGGAAACAAUCAUCACUAUUUGUCAUUUAUUUGCUUGUUUGUUUGCGUCCUUUUGUUAUGUGAAAUGAACCAAAGAAACCACGAAACACAAGUACUGUUCUCAACAAAGACAACUAUUCUGGCUUUUAACGGCAUUCAUUUACUUAAA
Molecule: messenger RNA, 3130 nt
Organism: Pocillopora verrucosa
Lineage: Eukaryota; Metazoa; Cnidaria; Anthozoa; Scleractinia; Pocilloporidae
Source: RefSeq, a predicted model, not a curated record